CGUCGCGAUCCUCCUGCCGACUACCAGCCCCCGGCCUUUCCAUCUCUCACCUGGCCACCGUGGGAAGGUCCUUUUAUCUAUUCUAUCUACCACUCAUGGCGCUUCACUCUGUUAUGGACGCUGAUUCUAUACGCCAUCUUCCAUCUUGGCGCUGCUAGCAUUGCGUUGUUUAUGCAAAUUGGGAAGGGACGAUCGACAUGGAAGUAUCUUUUGGCCGUCCCCGUUGUCUACGCAAUAACGGCUGGCGUUGAGGCUCUCUUUGCUGGGAGCAUUGUUGGAGUCAUCCUCGGUGCUGUCUACCACAAUGGGGAAUUCCUCAUGUCCACGUGGAUACCCUUCGUUUGGGCAUGGAUCAACGUCUUGGUUCUCGUCGUCUCGUCAUUCUCUAUUCAGGGAGGACUAUGA
Molecule: messenger RNA, 405 nt
Organism: Pseudomassariella vexata
Lineage: Eukaryota; Fungi; Ascomycota; Sordariomycetes; Amphisphaeriales; Pseudomassariaceae
Exons: 2
Source: RefSeq, a predicted model, not a curated record